UAAUUAGCUUUUCUUGAUGUUAUAGAUUUUGUAACAUUAUAAAUAUGAGGCUUCUACUUCCAACACCAAUAAGAUAGCUCCCACAGAAACAUUCUUCUAUAAAAUUAUUCUCCAAGAGCUAUCCACCCACCCAUCCUCUUCUCUCUCUCUCUCUCUCCUUCUGGUCGAUCAUGGCAAGAACAUUAGAGCCUCUCAUAGUAGGAAGAGUGAUUGGAGAUGUCCUUGACUCCUUCUCUCCAACAAUGAAGAUGACAGUGACUUACACUAACAAGCAAGUCUGCAACGGUCGUGAGCUCUUCCCUUCCAUGGUUACCUCUAAGCCCAGGGUUGAGGUUCUUGGAGGAGACAUGAGAACCUUCUUUACACUGGUGAUGACAGACCCAGAUGUUCCUGGCCCUAGUGAUCCAUAUUUGAGGGAGCAUCUUCACUGGAUAGUGACAGAUAUUCCGGGCACCACAGAUGCUACAUUUGGAAGGGAGGUGGUGAGCUAUGAGAUACCAAGGCCGAAUAUAGGGAUUCACAGGUUUGUGUUUGUGUUAUUCAAGCAGAAACACAGGAAUACAGUGAGACCACCAACUUCAAAGGAUCACUUCAACACACGAAGCUUUGCUGCAGAGAAUGAGCUUGGGCUUCCUGUUGCUGCUGUCUUCUUCAAUGCCCAGAGGGAAACAGCUGCAAGAAGACGUUGAAGCACAAGAG
Molecule: messenger RNA, 699 nt
Organism: Telopea speciosissima
Lineage: Eukaryota; Viridiplantae; Streptophyta; Magnoliopsida; Proteales; Proteaceae
Product: protein TERMINAL FLOWER 1-like
Exons: 4
Coding region: 171-689 (172 amino acids)
Biological process (GO): negative regulation of flower development; vegetative to reproductive phase transition of meristem
Cellular component (GO): nucleus; cytoplasm
Source: RefSeq, a predicted model, not a curated record